Molecule: messenger RNA, 4330 nt
Organism: Trichoplusia ni (cabbage looper)
Lineage: Eukaryota; Metazoa; Arthropoda; Insecta; Lepidoptera; Noctuidae
Gene: retm
Product: protein real-time
Exons: 15
Coding region: 319-2316 (665 amino acids)
Cellular component (GO): cytoplasm
Source: RefSeq, a predicted model, not a curated record
UAACAUGUUUUAUAAACAAGUGUUGUUAAAAAUUUGAAAUAUUUUCCACUACCAACACUAGAGCUGUCAAAUGUCAAUCAAUCUGACACGCACCUAACUUCAGAGCAAACAAUCCAUUUUGUUACCAUCCGUGGAUUUUAUUUCAAGUUCAUGACACGGUGUAAUUCUGACUCGACGCACGAAUAUCUUGUUGUCGUACCGAACGCGAGUGAAAGGAGCUCAGGCAGCAUGACUAUUGUGUGAAACUAUUAUUAUUUAAAAUAUUGUGAAGUCCUUACGUUUUAUUAUUUUGAUUUGUGUGUUUUGAAAUUGUGCAAAAUGGUACAGGAAUACAUAUCCCCCGUUAGGGUACAUAAGUAUCCCUUCGAAAUGGUGAUGGCUGCCUACGAGAGGCGGUUUCCGAGCUGCCCUCAGAUCCCGGUGGUGGUGGAGUGCGUCAUCACAGAGGACAGCUGGACAGCAGACAACUCACAGCGGCUCACCACCAGGCGGUGCCAGCUCAAUGUCGAGGCUCCUUAUCUUCUUAAGAAGAUGAUUGGUGUCGACUACAUCUACUUCAUCCAGAAGAACGUCUUGGACCUCAAAACCAGGACUCUGGAUAUCGAAGCCACGAACGAGACCUUCGCCAACAGAGUUGGAGUUGUCGAGAAGUGUAGAUACUAUGUCCAUCCCGAGAACGCACAAUGGACGUGCUUCGAACAGAGCGCGACACUCGACGUAAAGAACUUCUUCGGACUGGAGAGCACCGUCGAGAAGAUCGCCAUGAAGCAGUACGCGGCGAAUAUCGCUAAGGGCAAAGAGCUGAUAGAAUCGUUUAUGAAGGAAGUCAACGACGAAGGGGUGAAGGAGCUGGCUCCGUGGAACCCCAAGGACGAUGCGGCGAACUUGGAGCUGAGGAGAAUCGUGUCCAGGGGGACCGAGCUACCGAAGGGACAAUCACAACCAGAUCAAUAUACGCUGGACAGCGAGUACAUCAAGCGUCAUCUUGGCGAGCUGACCCCGGUACAGGAGGCUCGCUUGCUGCAGCUCAGAAAAUGGAUAGCCGACUUGCAGAAGGGCAAAGUACCAAGCGACACGACCCUGCUCCGCUUCCUGCGCGCUCGCGACUUCAACGUGGAGAAGGCUCGAGAGAUGCUGUCGCAGUCGCUGCUGUGGCGCAAGAAGCACCAGGUGGACCGUCUGCUCUCCGAGUACGAGACUCCCGAUGUCGUCAAGCAGUACUUCCCUGGUGGAUGGCAUCACCAUGACAAGGACGGACGUCCGCUGUACAUUCUGCGAUUGGGUCAGAUGGACGUGAAGGGACUACUCAAGUCCAUCGGUGAAGAUGGCCUCUUGAAGUUGACACUUCACGUGUGCGAGGAAGGUCUGAAGCUCCUGGAGGAGGCGUCGGGCGCGUCGUCCCGCGCAGUGCAGGCGUGGUCGCUGCUGGUGGACCUGGACGGGCUCAACAUGCGCCACCUGUGGCGGCCCGGCGUGCGCGCGCUGCUGCGCGUCAUCCAGCUCGUGGAGGCCAACUACCCCGAGACCAUGGGCCGCGUGCUCAUCGUGCGCGCGCCCAGGGUUUUCCCGAUAUUGUGGACCAUUGUUAGCACUUUUAUUGACGAAAACACGCGCAGCAAGUUCCUAUUCUACGGCGGUAAGGACUACCUGCAGCCCGGCGGGCUCCUCGACUAUAUCCCCAAGGAUCUCAUCCCGGACUUCCUUGGAGGACCCUGCAAGAGCUUCGUGCACGAGGGGGGGUUGGUCCCCAAGAGUCUGUACGUGAGUGGAGCCUUCACUGAACGCGAGGGGGACCCUCUCAGCGAGGACAGCAUCUACAGAUCCGUCAGCUUGGGGAAAGGACAGGUGCACGAGGUGAUAGUCCCAAACCGGGACCCGCAGAGCGUCCUGACGUGGGAUUUCGACGUGUUGCGACACGACAUCGCCUUCACCGUGUACCGCACUGAGCACCAGCUCGACCACCCGCCGCCGGACACUACCGCCCUGUGCGUAGGUGGCGCGGACGAGGCCAAGUCCGUGCUGGAGCAGAAGGGCUGGCGCGAGGGGGAACACUACCACAGGGUCGAGCCCACACUCGUCUGCCACGACGGGGAGAGCAUACAGGGCUCGCACGUGAUGCUGGAGUGCGGCAGCUACAUCCUGCAGUGGCGCUGCGAGCUGCUGGACUCCGCGCACCGCGCCGCGCAGCUCAUGUACUUCCACGAGACCCUCGCCAGCCACCACUACAAGGGCUCGAUGUCGAGCCUGCAGUCGGGCACGAGCGGGUUCUCGUGCCUGAGCGGCAAGUCCGCGGCCAGCAGCUGUCCCUCGCGGUGAUGCUCGCUGCUCGCGCUGCCCGCGCCCCCGCCCCCUCUAGCCACCGACACCCAGUGGCUAAAGACCCCCUAGCCACUCACCCCUACAGGCUAAAGUGACAAGUGGCUACAAACAUUGCACCUUCAUUACGAUUCUAACCUGAACGCAGGUGAAACGUAUUCGAUGUUAAGUUUUUAGAUUAAGUAACAAUCAUUGCAUCUGAAUAAUUGAGUGUUUCAAAAUCGCGUCAAUAUUUGAGUAAAACGAUUACUUUGCGAUGGAGUGUCCGCAUAUAUUAAACGGUAAAAAUAUUUAAAUUGACGAAACAUGUUGAAUUUGACGCCAUUUUGGAAUUUGAAUUCGUAUAAUCGCUAUUGGAUUUGAUGUAGUUAAGAAUUCGAUGGAACUGUAACUCAAUAGUUGCAGAUUACUAGUAAAUCAUUUAGUUUAUAAGACAUUAUAUUGUUCACACUAGAUGCGAUGUAUAAGGUAAAAAGAAAAAAACAAUAUUUAAAUAAAAUAUUUUUAAUAUCUUGACAAUGUUUGAAGGAAAAAAACUGCUUUUGUAUUUUGAAAUGUCGCGAGCAAUGAUUAACAUUGCUCAAUGGUCAAACGGUCAAUGCUAAAAAUAUCAAUAUUUACAAAUAAUAGCGAAAUAAUUAUAUUAAUUAUAUCUCUUAAUAGUAGAAAAUCAUGUUAACUUUGACCGGGCAUCGCUCGAUGCGCACGCGCAACAUUUUGAUCUCUUUGCGUCCUUUAGAUCCACGGAUAUGAUGUACGCUGUAUAUUAUGGCGGGUUCUGACGACAUGACUGUUUUGUGAAAUGUACGAGAAAACUACACUUCUUCUUUUUACCCCACUGCUGGGCAAAGGUAUUCCCCAUAUUUAUGUUAUUUUUUAUAUAGAAAACCUUUUCAAUGUUAAAUAAUUUUAACCUUUGCCCUAUCGCCUAGUUUUUGAAUAAAGCCUAGAUUUUGGUCUAAUAAGAUCCUACUUGUAUAAAAACAUUCCAGUCCAAUGUGACUAAUACUUUACUCUUUGCCCACAUAUUUAUAUGUUAUAUUAAAAUAUACUAUAAUAAAAAAUGGUAUUUACAUCGUACUAUAUGGCACUACUUAGUUCAAAAGAAUAUUAAAAUUGUAACUUAACUACGUUUUACCUGACUUAGCUGAUUCUAUCUUUAAGAAUCUAGUUAUUCUAGAAUAUUAUAAAUACUAGCUGUCUUUAGCUAUUAUUAAAUACUAGACUAUGUACUACUUUACGUAGACAACUUAACAAGUUCAUUCAGAACUUUAAGUAGGAGUCUAGCUCACUUGUUAUCUCUUUCUAGGACGAUAGAUCGUUGUUGUUAGACAAGGACAGUUAUAUAAUCGUCAGUCUCAACGCCUGAACAAGCCAUAACAUACCGUGACAAAUAGUUCUUAUAUAUUCAUUAUAUCGUAGCUAUAAAAUGUGUGGAGUUAAUGUAGCUCAAGACGCCAACUUUAAACAAAUUUCGAUCUUAUAAUAGUUGUAUAAAGUCUAUUUUUCAAUGAGUAAAGAAAUAUGUGAGUAAAAUAUCUGCGCAUGUGUAAUGGGCUGUAAAUAACGCAUGUUGCUGUAAGUGCUGUUGUUACGCGGUUUGUGAGGUUAGGCGAAGUUAUUGAAAGCAAAUUGUAGGUCUUAUCAUCUCCAUACAUAUUAAAAUAAAAUGUACCAAGAAACUGCAAAGUAAAAACAGCCUUAUACAUGCGUUAUUUAAGUUCAAAAUACACUUUAUAUACAGAUAUAUAGCCAAAUGAAUGCUCACAUUAUAAGGUAAGUUAGAGAAACAGUGUUGGGUACAAAAUCGUGUUAGGAAAGAGGCGGUUAGUCCAGGAGAUAGUCAAAAGUGUCAAAAUAAUACAUAAGUUACAAAAAGUCUAUUUUCCUGUAACAGUUUGUUUUCAUAGCAAUAAUAGAGUACUAUUUUUAUAACAUGUUCUUAUCGUCUGGAUAUACUAGUUAUACGCUGAACUCCUGGCCUAACUUUGCAGGCUUGUGGCUCACUUAGCGA